Scleropages formosus (Asian bonytongue) is the source of this 2424-nucleotide messenger RNA. RefSeq names its product arylsulfatase family, member J (gene arsj). NCBI's taxonomy places the organism in Eukaryota, Metazoa, Chordata, Actinopteri, Osteoglossiformes, Osteoglossidae. Gene Ontology annotation, molecular function: sulfuric ester hydrolase activity. The record is from RefSeq and is a predicted model, not a curated record. The transcript is spliced from 2 exons. The coding region runs from base 25 to 1704 and encodes 559 amino acids.
AUCUCCCCCCGACCGCCCGUGGCCAUGCUGGCCGCGCGUCUCCUCGCGAGCUCGUCGCUCUUCCUCGCGGUGGCGUGCGGCUCCACCAUCCCGCGCGGCGAGCGCGCGCCGGCCGAGAACGCGCUCGGAGAGCCCGCCUCGCAGCAGCCGCACAUCGUCUUCGUUCUGGCCGAUGACCAGGGCUUCCGGGACGUGGGCUACCACGGCUCCGAGAUCCACACCCCGACCCUGGACCGGCUCGCGGCCGACGGAGUGAAGCUGGAGAACUACUACGUGCAGCCCAUGUGCAGCCCGUCGCGGAGCCAACUGAUGACCGGACGGUACCAGAUCCACACCGGCCUCCAGCACUCCAUCAUCCAGCCCACUCAGCCCAACUGCCUGCCCCCGGAGAGCGUGACGCUGCCGCAGAAGCUGCGGAACGCCGGCUACGCCACGCACAUGGUGGGCAAGUGGCACCUGGGCUUCUACAAGCGCAGCUGCAUGCCCACGCGGCGCGGGUUCGACACCUUCUUCGGCUCCCUGCUGGGGAGCGGCGACUACUACAGCCACUACAAGUGCGACAGCCGCGGCGCGUGCGGCUACGACCUCCACGACGGCGAGGCGGCCGCCUGGGAGCAGGACCGCGGCCUCUACUCCACACACAUGUACACGCAGAAGGCCGUGGAGAUCCUGGCGGCGCACGACCCCCGGCGGCCCCUCUUCCUCUACCUGGCCUACCAGGCGGUGCACUCGCCGCUGCAGGUGCCGCGCCGCUACCUGGAGCGCUACGGCUCCAUCCCCAAUCCGCACCGGCGCCAGUACGCCGCCAUGGUGUCCUGCCUGGACGAGGCCGUGCACAACGUGACGCUGGCGCUCAAGCGCUACGGUUACUAUGACAACAGCGUGCUCGUCUACUCGUCGGACAACGGCGGGCAGCCGGCAGCCGGCGGCAGCAACUGGCCGCUGCGGGGCGCGAAGGGCACGUACUGGGAGGGCGGCGUGCGCGCCGUGGGUUUCGUGCACAGCCCCCUGCUGCUGAAGAAGGGCACGCGGUGCCGGGGGCUCGUGCACAUCACCGACUGGUACCCGACGCUGGUGGCGCUGGCGGGCGGCGUGCUCGAGGAGGACCUCGACCUGGACGGCUACGACGUGUGGGAGGCGGUGAGCGAGGGCCGGCCGUCCCCGCGCCGCCACAUCCUGCACAACAUCGACCCGGUCUACAUCAAGGCCAAGAGCGGCUCGCGGGAGGCGGGUCUCGGCGUGUGGGACACGGCGGUGCAGGCGGCGCUGCGCGUCGGGCCCUGGAAGCUCCUCACGGGGAUCCCCGGGUGCGGCGACUGGGUUCCGCCGCAGACCUUCGCCCCGCCGUUGCCGGUUCGCAACUGGCACGGGGAGCGCGUGCGCUGGGAGCGCGCCAAGUCCGUGUGGCUCUUCAACGUGGCGGCCGACCCGUACGAGCGCGAGGACCUGUCGCGCCGCUAUCCCCACGUGGUUCGGCGGCUACUGCUGCGCCUCGCCCGCUUCAACGGGACCGCGGUGCCCGUCCGCUACCCGGCCAAGGACUCGCGCUCCGACCCGCAGCUGCGCGGAGGCGUCUGGGGUCCCUGGUACGAGGAGGGGGAGGGCGAGCACCGCCGCAGCAACCUGCUGCCCGGCCGGCUGCUCCGGAAGCAGCCGACGAAGGAGGCCAAGAAGAAACACGAGCUCGAGCUGAGGAGUCGUUAGCGAUGCGACCGGGAGCGGUCCUGCUGACCGCCGGCGCUCUCCUUGGACCGCAAAGAUGGCUGGACAUGGGUUUGAUGCACUCACUCACACUCACACACUCACACACACUAUCACUUGUUAGUACUUUGUGUGGUAUUUUACCGCAUGCUCAUCUACGUCACACUGUUGACUACUUGGACUGAUGAGCCUAAGGUCUCACUUUUGUGGACGGUGCGUAAAAAAAACACCUUUGGAGACGACAGAGAGCAGAGGGAGGAGCGGCGCUGAAGGGCGUCUCCACUGAGCUCACAUGAGGGACAAGCAGCCUUUUUAUGAGAGCACAACGCACACAAUGCACACAACACACGGAGCAGCAUCCCUUCCUCACGGGCCGCGCCCACAAGUCCCUCUGUCGGUGGAAAAUGUUGUAAAGCUCGGGGGGCCCGGGGGGGGCUCAUAGUAGGGACACACACAGAUACACACAGACAGUCACAAAGACACACACACGGGAUGCUGACACUGUCGCUGGACCUCGGCUUAGUGGUCCGGAGAGUAAUGAUGGUAAAUCGCUGUAACGAAUGGGUAAAUGAGUGUAACGGACUGAACGCCGAGUGUGACUUUGGGGAGAAGUGUGAGAUAAGCGAAUUAAAGUGUAAACUCUCUCAGACUCACGAGUCCCCAGUACAGUGAGCAAACCUGUGACUCAAAGUGCACUUCCUGUGUGUCCUCACACCCCCCACC